AUGCGAAUUAGUUUUUACCCUCCCUACCUCUUCCUUCCUCACAUCCCCCUGUCUCUGGCAGUAAGCGUGUUUUAUUUAAGGCAUCUUAAUUCCCCCCUCCUCUCCUUUCCCCGGUGUUUCCUGCAGUAUGAGUGUGCACAGCACAUGAAGCGUUGUGGCUUUCCCACCCUCCCGUCCUUUCUCAUCCAGGCUGGGGUAAACGACAAGGAUGGUGAUGUGGCGCUUUCUGAUUGGUUCACCUCCAACGGACUCUCUCCAGAAUCCGGCUCUGUUGUGGUGAAGCCAGCUCGAGCGGGGUCGAGUGUCGGUGUCUCUGUGUGUUCUGGUGCGAGGGAAGCUUCCCAGAAGGCUCACGAGCUGAUAUCUGAGGGUGUGGACGAUCGGGUGGUGGUGGAGGUAUUCGCAGCAGGGGGCAAGGAAUUCACGGCCAUUGUGUUGGAGGCGGCAGCUGGGGCGGGGGGUGAAGAUGGGAGCGAUUGCACCCGCAAUGCUGUGUGCCUGAUCCCCACGCAGGUGGAGUUGACAGGCUUUGCUGCUGCUCCUGCCACGACAGCAGCAGCAGCAACUGAAGGCGCUGAGUCAGAUAGUGACAGCAGUGGGGAUAUCUUCGACUACCGACGGAAAUACCUCCCCACGCAGCAGGUUCUUUACUCCACGCCGCCGCGCUUCCCUCCUUCCAUCCUCUCCUCCCUCCGCGCCUCAGCCACGCGCCUCUUCUCCUCCCUCUCCCUCCGCGACUGUGCCCGCCUCGACGGAUGGUUCCUCCCGCCUUCCUCCCCCGCUUACACCCUCGUGCUGGCUGGGCUAAGAGCUAGUGGCAACAGAGGGCAGGAGGAGUGGGAGGAGUCGGAGGAGAAGUAUAAAGAGGGAAUAGUGGUGUUUUCGGAUGUGAAUAUUGUGAGCGGCAUGGAGCAAACGUCUUUUCUCUUCCAGCAGGCUGCGUUGGUGGGCCUGUCUCAUUCACUCAUCCUACGCUGGAUCCUCGCAUCUGCCUGCUCCAGAUACGGCCUUCCCCUCCCUCUCCACCCCCCUCCGGCUUCUCCUAGCGUCGGGGGUGUGGGAGAGGGGGGAGGUGGAGGGGAGGCAGGUGAAACAGGAGGGAGGCGGCAGCUGGUGUGGGUGCUAUUUGGGGGCAGCACAGCAGAGCGCCAGGUGUCUCUGAUCAGCGGAACCAACGUGUGGCUGAAGCUCAGGGCGUGCCCGCAGGUGGGUGUGUUACUCUCUCUUUGUGCGUGUGUGUCUGUGGUCCGUAGCUCAUAG
Closterium sp. Yama58-4 is the source of this 1260-nucleotide messenger RNA. Lineage: Eukaryota; Viridiplantae; Streptophyta; Zygnematophyceae; Desmidiales; Closteriaceae. The record is from the annotation of a GenBank genome assembly.